CACACAAAUUUAUGAACAAGAAUCCAAUUCAUUCGUUUUCUUUAUUUCCUCUCCUCUAUUUUCAUCUUUCUUUUUUUUUCCUUUUAAAAGUUUUAAAUUACUUCCCGUCCUUGUUUUGUUAUCACAAACCAAACAAAAAAAAUUCAGAAAAAGAAACAAACAUCAGUACCGUUGAUCCGGCCGGGUCUAUAAAUCCCAGCUAAGAAGUUUAGGGUUGGCGUUAAAGACUUCAAGCUUAGACCUUUUUACCCCACGCCGUUUAUUCCGAAACCAUGUUUGGUAAUAAUAAGUAAACAACAACAUUAUUUUCGUUGUUGUUGGGUUCAUAUCUUUGUUUCUGCUGCGGAAGAAGAACAAGAAACAAAACCCCUGUUUUGUGUUUCACAUCAAGGUUUAUAGAGCAAGUCCUCUAUACCAAUCUGGCUAAGAAAAGGCCAGCAUAUCAAACGCAUGUUCAAUUGGGGUUCCCCUAAUUGACAGAGAUUUUCUUCCAGUCUGGCAGCUGCAAAAAAUUUGAGUUCUUCUCGCACCUCUAGGAGGGUGUGGGGCGAUAAUGAGAGAGUGGCCUUGCUUUGUGUUUUAAGGAGAUCAAGAUCAUCACACAUAUGGAGACUGUGCCGUGUUUCAGUGGGAUUGUCGCUUGAUUAUGGCUAAGGUCAGCCGUGGUUAAACCCUCGGAAGCUUGGUGCUAUUUUUUCGGAGUAUAUAGCAAGAUUAUAUUGUUGGUACCAGCUUCCAGACAAUUAUGAGCACAGUAGUUUUCUGUUGAUAGAUUUCCAGUGUUAUUAAAGGUAGUUGGCGUGUUGAUGCAGUUCUCAUAUAGCUCCUAAUGGUUAGGUUUUCGUGUUUCCAAGUUCACACCCCAUCCCCAAAGCCAAAGAAAAUUUCCCAAUCUUCUGUCGAAGCAAUGCAUAAGUCGCUACAAGAUUCUUGUAAAAUUCAAGCUUUUAACUUGAAGCAGUCGUCUGGAGAAACAAGCUUGAAACCAGCACAGGCAGAAGGAAUGUCUCAAACCAGUAGAAAUUUAAAGCAUCUAUUGUCUCUUCAACCUGUUCGAAAAUCAGAUGACAAUGAAAACAAUCGCAUUGAUGAAAGUAACAUUGAUGUCUCUCAGACAGCACGUAUUAUAAAGAGUCGGUCUCUGGGAAGUGCAUUAAACCUGGAGGGCAGGGUUUCUGUUAACAAUGAUGCUGAGGAUGACACAGAUCAAGGAUCUUCUGAUGGUUCUGAUGAGCACAAUAGGUCUGGAGUACCAAAUGGUAGCAGAGGAGUAAGCCCGCCUGAACAGUGUCAGAGCUCUGAAGUUGUCAAUGAUGGAUCAAUUUUCUCAAUUGGAGAACCAUUGCAUUCAGAGAAGGAAGGCCAAGAAAAUUCCGACACACAAUUACGUUCAGAGAAAGAAGGCCAAGAAAAUUCAGAUACUGCAUUGUCUGGUGAGUGCAACGUUGACUCUGGUGUCCAGACGCCUCGUGCUCAACGAGGGCUUGUCAAAUCAUGUUCUUUACCAAACAUCAGUAAUUCUACUCCAACUGCUGACGGCCAUUCUCCUUUGAAUCAUUUAGCAAUUCACUCAUCAAGAUCUUCCCAGGACCUACAUGUCUUAGGUGUGAGGCGAAAAGAGCUUUCAGUUCAUGAGCUAGGGAUGCAGGUAAUGCAAGAACAAAGAAGGGAUGAUAUCACAGCUAGACCUGAGAACCAUAGUGUUGAAAACUCCAUUGAUGAUGGUUAUGAUUCCUGCAACUACUCUGGUUUAGCAAAGGACUGGAUAAUGCCAGAAUCAGAUGAGACAAACAGAGGGAAAAUCCUCCAAGGGGAAUCCUCAGUACACCGUUUGGAUGAAUUGCCUAGCAGGGAUUUCAGGAUUAAGCGUAUUGAGGAGUGGGUGAGUGGUCUUCAGCACAGUAGUCCAUUGGAAGAAAUAACUGAGUCACUCCAAUCUAAUGACCUGGUGAUGAGAGAUUCCAGUGACUUAAAUAGUUUGAGUGCUGCUAAGACGGAUGUUAAGGUCACCCCUGGUAUGGAAGCUGCUAAAAGAUAUAUAUCUGCUUUGAGUGCAGUUUCCACCACAGCUCAGUUGGCAAAUCAUGGAUUGGCAGUGAUCCCGUUUCUGAGUGCAUUCGUGAAUCUGAGGGUGGUCAAUCUGUCAGGAAAUGCCAUAGUGAGGAUAACUGCUGGUGCGCUUCCUCGAGGACUUCAUAUGUUGAAUCUGUCAAAAAACAAUAUUGCCAAUAUUGAAGGACUGCGCGAACUCACUAGACUUCGAGUGCUGGACCUGAGCUACAACAGGAUUUUGCGAAUUGGGCAUGGCCUGGCCUCUUGUUCCUCGCUAAAGGAGUUGUACUUGGCCGGAAACAAAAUCAGUGAGGUGGAGGGUCUUCAUCGCCUCCUGAAGCUGGCUGUUCUGGACUUGCGAUUUAACAAAAUUUCGACAGCGAAAUGCCUUGGCCAACUUGCAGCUAAUUACAACUCCUUGCAAGCCAUCAGCUUGGAAGGAAACCCCGCCCAGAAAAAUGUGGGAGACGACCACUUGAAGAAAUAUUUGCAAGGACUUCUUCCUCACAUGGCUUACUACAAUCGUCAACCAAUCAAGUCGAGCACUCUUAAGGACUCAGCAGAUAGGUCAGUACGGUUAGGCAGUACCCAUCAGUUUGAUCGUGGCCUCAGACCUGAUCACAAAGUGACCAGAAAGAGCACCCACGGCGCAUCUGCUCACAGGGCAUCAUCUUCAUCAACGCAUGGUCAUGCAAAUCAAUCUGUACUGUCACUAAAGAAGACCAGGGGCAGGCAUGGACACCUCCCUCCAAGUGGAACCAAGCCGUCAACAAGCCAUACUCGACACCACUAUUUUGAUAUUGGCAACAAGCUUAUGAACCUAAAACAGGACCUCUCGAUGCGCAGGAGUCGGAGUGUGGGAACUAUGGCAGCAAUGUGAGACUAGUUUGAUGCACAUUUCAUAUUUUAGAUUUCUACUUUUGCAUUCUGUAUCGCUUGUGGUAUUUUAUAUUUCUUUUGCUUUCUGAACACCUAUUGGUUCACAUUGUUGAAUUUGCUUUUGCAAAUAAUAUGUUUCUUUUGUGGGCAUCUUCCUGCGGAAACAGUGACAGUAUAUGUCUACAAUUUGAUCAAAAUUUGUUUUCUCUAUA
Molecule: messenger RNA, 3143 nt
Organism: Argentina anserina (silverweed cinquefoil)
Lineage: Eukaryota; Viridiplantae; Streptophyta; Magnoliopsida; Rosales; Rosaceae
Exons: 5
Coding region: 830-2932 (700 amino acids)
Cellular component (GO): cytoplasm
Molecular function (GO): protein binding
Source: RefSeq, a predicted model, not a curated record